AAUAACUCGCCCUUCAAUGUCUACUGCGGUUCAAAUUCAACUUCCCGAAGGAUUACCCCUCGUCGGCGUUUCCCUCUUGUCUACGGUUAUACUCCUCAUCUACCAGACUAUUCUGGCAGGGAGAGCUCGUAAAGCAGCGCAAAUUCCAUUUCCACAGCCCCUCGCCGAGAAAGCACAGGAAGAAGCCUCAUUUGAGGCCAAGAAGUUCAACUGCGCCCAGCGUGCCCAUGCAAACACCCUCGAAUGGUUACCUAGUGUAUAUCUAACAACCCUGCUAUCUGCCAUAAAAUACCCAGAACUUGCAGCCGGGUUAUUAGCUGGAUGGACUUUCACUCGUGUCUUGUACACCCGAGGAUACGCGAGCGGAAUUCCUGAGAAGAGAGAGGUCGGCGUUCUUGUUGGAUUCCUCUUGCAGCUGGGUUUACUUGGCACAUCCAUAGUGGUCGUGGGGAGUGGCAUGAAGGCAUACCUCGCGAGUUAGAUUCAAAACAAGGAGUUGUACUAUUAUCGUACUGAACACAUUCUGGUACUUAAUUAGAUAAACUUGAAACAUUCCGGAUUUCAAAUGAACAUUGUCGAAUAUAGAAUGGGCUUCCCC
Molecule: messenger RNA, 598 nt
Organism: Marasmius oreades (fairy-ring Marasmius)
Lineage: Eukaryota; Fungi; Basidiomycota; Agaricomycetes; Agaricales; Marasmiaceae
Exons: 7
Coding region: 17-481 (154 amino acids)
Cellular component (GO): membrane; endoplasmic reticulum; nuclear envelope
Molecular function (GO): glutathione transferase activity; glutathione peroxidase activity
Source: RefSeq, a predicted model, not a curated record